AUGGAGCAACCUCCUGGGUUUAUUAAUCCCCAGUUUCCCAAUCAUGUUUGCAAAUUAUCCAAAGCCCUUUAUGGUCUAAAGCAGGCUCAUCGUGCUUGGUUCCAACGUCUCAGCACGUUUCUAAUCUCUUAUGGGUUUGUGUGCAGUCGUGCUGACACAUCUUUAUUUGUGCUUCGCAAAGAAUCUUGCAUCAUGUAUCUCUUAGUCUAUGUCGAUGACUUAAUCCUUACGGGCAAUGAUUCUUCGGCUAUCGCUACUUUUAUUGCUCGUCUUCAUGAUGAGUUUGCCAUCAAAGAUCUUGGCGAUUUAAGUUAUUUUUUGGGUCUUGAAGUUUCAUACACUGAUUCAGGUCUCUUUCUUACCCAGGCAAAGUACGCCAAAGAUAUUCUAAUCCGCGCUGAUCUCUAUGAUUCCAAACCGGUCAGUACUCCUCUGGCUCCUCAUGAAUCCUUUACCGCUGACGAUUUAUCAUACUCGGAUCCUACUCUUUAUCGCUCGUUAGUUGGUGCUUUGCAAUAUUUGACAAUUACUCGACCGGAUUUAUCCUAUGCUGUCAAUCAACUUUCUCAAUUUCUUCAUGCUCCCACUGUUGAGCAUUUUCGGGCCGUUAAACGACUUCUUCGGUACGUCAAGGGUACCAUUUCCUUUGGUCUUACUUAUACUAGGCCGACUACAUCUUCUAUUGUAGGCUAUUCGGAUGCGGAUUGGGCUCAUUGUCUUGACACCCGACGAUCUACGUAUGGAUAUUCCAUUUUCCUUGGUGGGAAUCUUGUGUCUUGGAGUGCUAAAAAGCAACCAACGGUUUCUCGGUCCAGCUGCGAGUCCGAAUAUCGGGCCAUGGCCAACACUGCUGCUGAACUUGUAUGGAUAACCCAUCUCUUACGUGAAUUGCAUGCAUUACCCCCUGAUCGGCCCACUCUUCUUUGUGAUAACAAAAGUGCACUCUUCAUGACUCAAAAUCCGGUCUCUCAUAAGCGGGCUAAACACAUUGAUUUGGAUUACCAUUUUAUCCGAGAACUAGUUAACUCUGGCAAAUUAUACACCAAAUUUGUACCAACCAAUCUUCAGGUGGCUGACAUCUUCACCAAAAGUCUUCCGCGUGCUCAGUUUGACACUUUUCGGGCUAUGCUUCGUCUUGGUCCGCCACCAUUUCGAUUGAAGGGGGGUAUUAGAUGA
Helianthus annuus (common sunflower) is the source of this 1176-nucleotide messenger RNA. RefSeq lists its product as uncharacterized. The coding region runs from base 1 to 1176 and encodes 391 amino acids. NCBI's taxonomy places the organism in Eukaryota, Viridiplantae, Streptophyta, Magnoliopsida, Asterales, Asteraceae. The record is from RefSeq and is a predicted model, not a curated record. The transcript has a single exon.